Molecule: messenger RNA, 1560 nt
Organism: Aspergillus pseudoviridinutans
Lineage: Eukaryota; Fungi; Ascomycota; Eurotiomycetes; Eurotiales; Aspergillaceae
Product: MFS transporter
Exons: 2
Coding region: 1-1560 (519 amino acids)
Biological process (GO): transmembrane transport
Cellular component (GO): membrane
Molecular function (GO): transmembrane transporter activity
Source: RefSeq, a predicted model, not a curated record
AUGGCAGCCAGCGCUGAGAAGACGGACCUCCAAACCAACGCUGGUCACAGGGCUGUGAUAUUGCCAAGCGAAGCACCACCGGAGGCUGAACAAUCCGAUGUUUACCAGACACCGCCUCAUGGGCUGAAGGAAUGGCUCUUCAUUCUCAUCUUGUGCUCAACGCAGCUUUUCGUUCAGGGCUCCUUUGGAUAUAUCCUCAUUCCCUUGCAUAUCGUGGGGCAAACCUUCGGUCAGGGACCAUCUGAGGCCACCCGGAUGACCUGGCAUGUGGGCGGCUAUAGCUUGACGGUGGGCACGUUUAUUCUGAUUGCGGGGAAACUCGGCGAUCUGUAUGGUUCCAAGCGCAUCCUUAUCCUGGGUUGGACAUGGUUCGGCGUUUGGUCCGUCAUCGGCGGCUGCAGUGCCUUCACACACUCACCAGUGUUCUUUGACACUGCUCGAGCGCUCCAGGGCAUUGGGCCAGCAUUGCUUCUCCCAAAUGCGCUCGCAAUUGCUGGGAGAACUUACCCACCUGGCAAGAAGAAGAACAUGAUCUUCUCAGCAUUUGCCGUGGCCGCACCACUGGGAUGCUUUACCGCCGGGCUCAUCGGUUCGGCCUUCGCACAGGACGUCUGGUGGCCCUGGGUGAUGUGGACGUACAGCAUCGGAUGCUUCAUUAUUGCGGCCGUUGGCCUUUGGGUGAUUCCAGCAGACUAUCCGCGCUUCCAAAAGGCCGCGGGACUCCAGUUUGACUAUAUCGGGUCGGGCCUGGGCGUUGCAGGCUUGCUCUUGCUCAAUAUCUCAUGGAACCAAGCGCCAAUCGACGGCUGGUCCACGCCUUAUGUUUAUGUCUUGUUGAUUGUUGGAUUCCUCGUUCUGGGUCUCUUUGUUCUCCAGGAACGGCGCGCCGUGGAUCCGAUACUGGAUGUAUCCAUUUUUAGUCGACGGGUUGUAGCAAUCCUGGUGACUACCGGCUUAGGAUGGAGCAGUUUUGGUGUCUGGUUCUAUUACUUGUUCCAGUUUAUCCAGCAAUUUCGACAUGUGUCCCCUUUGGAUUCAGCAGUGCAGUUCGCGCCAGGGGCCAUCUCUGGGAUUCUGGCUGCCGUUGCCACACCCUAUCUGAUGGCCGUCAUCACUAGCGGCUGGCUGAUGGCAAUCGCUUGUGCUGCGUUUCUGGGUGGAUGCAUCCUGCAAAGUACGGCACCAGUAGAGCAGUCCUACUGGAUGAAUACGUUUUGGUCGUUUGUUAUCAUGGCCUGGGGUAUGGAUAUCUCCUUCCCUGCGUCCACUACUAUCUUGAGUGAUGCAGUGCCCGUCAAGCACCAAGGAGCCUCCGCAUCACUAGUCAACACCGUCAUCAAUUACUCGAUCGCCAUCGGUUUAGGCAUAGCGGGGACGGUGGAGGCGGAAGUAAGUCAUCAUGGCGUGAACCAGUUAAGAGGGUACCGUGCUGCCCUGUGGUCGUCUGUGGGACUGGCUGCACUUGCAUUUGGUAUCGCUUUGGUGUAUGCGGUCUGCACAUUCCAGGAGCAGCGAAGCUCUAGAAAGAGCAGCCAGGAAGGCAGCAGAGAGCCUGUAUAG